Molecule: messenger RNA, 3352 nt
Organism: Cyclopterus lumpus (lumpfish)
Lineage: Eukaryota; Metazoa; Chordata; Actinopteri; Perciformes; Cyclopteridae
Exons: 6
Coding region: 135-2933 (932 amino acids)
Source: RefSeq, a predicted model, not a curated record
AUAAGGUUACACGAUGAGCGGCGAGGGGUUUGACCACCGGCCUCUAUAAAGAAAAGAGGAGCACCGUCUUCCCCUCAAACACGAGAAGAAAAGUGUCUCCGGAGCAUCACAGCAGAGCGUCACAACCAACAGAGAUGGCCGGCGUGCGCUGGGCGGCCGUGGUGCUGACCGUCUUCCUCUCUGCUGGAGGCAGUCGGGCGGCUGUCGACCAGAACUGGCUCACGGGUAUCGUAGAAGGCCUCAAGAAGGAGUAUGCACUCGGCGACGCCUUCAGUCUGGCCGUGAACGUCCCGGAGAAGCAGGACAUAAACACUCUCCCAGAGGUCUUGCAGGAGGACCCGGCAGACAAAGUGAAACAAACUCUUUCAGAGGGUCAAGUGUACCAGGGCGUCCGGGUGGUGGCGGCGGCGCAGCCGGAGGCCUUGGCCCGAGUGCUCCAGAGCAUGCAAACCCUCGUGAACGGCAGUGCGGGGAACUUCCUCGUCAUCUACUCCGAAGAGGCCCCGUGCUGCCCCGCCGACCCCAACGACGUCGCCGACAAGAUCAACGACGUCGUUCAGAAGUGGAGCGGCUACGCGCUCGUGUUCUCCAAAGUCGCCGACGGGUCCCAGCUGGCCGAAUCCUUCAAGCGGCUCGCGGCCUCUAAACUCGGCCUCGACCACAUAUUCCGCUGUUACAAACCGGGAGAUGAUGCUUUUCGGUGUACCGGGUGCUCGUCGGGCGGAGGCGAUGCAGCAGGCACGGGUAAAGAGACGGCACAGGGUGGAGGGGGAGAAAUGGGUGGAGGGGGAGGCCCGGCCAUAGCCACAGGUGAAGAGACAGCACCGGGUGGAGGGGGAGAAAUGGGUGGAGGGGGAGGCCCGGCCAUAGCCACAGGUGAAGAGACAGCACCGGGUGGAGGGGGAGAAACGGGUGGAGGGGGAGGCCCGGCCAUAGCCACAGGUGAAGAGACAGCACCGGGUGGAGGGGGUGGCCCGGCGAUAGCCACAGGUGAAGAGACAGCACCGGGUGGAGGGGGAGGCCCGGCCAUAGCCACAGGUGAAGAGACAGCACCGGGUGGAGGGGGAGAAACGGGUGGAGGGGGAGGCCCGGCCAUAGCCACAGGUGAAGAGACAGCACCGGGUGGAGGGGGAGGCCCGGCCAUAUCCACAGGUGAAGAGACAGCACCGGGUGGAGGGGGAGGCCCGGCCAUAUCCACAGGAGAAGAGACGGCACAGGGUGGAGGGGGAGAAAUGGGUGGAGGGGGAGGCCCGGCCAUAGCCACAGGUGAAGAGACAGCACCGGGUGGAGGGGGAGAAACGGGUGGAGGGGGAGGCCCGGCCAUAGCCACAGGUGAAGAGACAGCACCGGGUGGAGGGGGAGGCCCGGCCAUAUCCACAGGUGAAGAGACAGCACCGGUUGGAGGGAGAGAAACGGGUGGAGGGGGAGGCCCGGCCAUAGCCACAGGUGAAGAGACAGCACCGGGUGGAGGGGGAGAAACGGGUGGAGGGGGAGGCCCGGCCAUAGCCACAGGUGAAGAGACAGCACCGGGUGGAGGGGGAGAAACGGGUGGAGGGGGAGGGGGAGGCCCGGCCAUAGCCACAGGUGAAGAGACAGCACCGGGUGGAGGGGGUGGCCCGGCCAUAGCCACAGGAGAAGAGACAGCACCGGGUGGAGGGGGAGAAAUGGGUGGAGGGGGACCAACAGGCGGUGGCAGAGGAACGGGGGGAGGAAAGGUUGGUAAGCAAAGCAAGGGUAGAGGAAGCAGCAAACGCAAUAAAGGUAGCAUGGUUGGAAAGAAAAGCAAGCGUAGAGGAAGUGGCAAACGCAAAAAAGGUAGCAGGGUUGGAAGGAAAAGCAAGCGUAGAGGAAGUGGCAAACGCAAAAAAGGUAGCAUGGUUGGAAAGAAAAGCAAGCGUAGAGGAAGCGGCAAACGCAAAAAAGGUAGCAGGGUUGGAAAGAAAAGCAAGCGUAGAGGAAGUGGCAAACGAAAAAAAGGUAGCAGGGUUGGAAGGAAAAGCAAGCGUAGAGGAAGUGGCAAACGAAAAAAAGGUAGCAGGGUUGGGAGGAAAAGCAAGCGUAGAGGAAGUGGCAAACGCAAAAAAGGUAGCAUGGUUGGAAAGAAAAGCAAGCGUAGAGGAAGCGGCAAACGCAAAAAAGGUAGCAGGGUUGGAAAGAAAAGCAAGCGUAGAGGAAGUGGCAAACGCAAAAAAGGUAGCAGGGUUGGAAGGAAAAGCAAGCGUAGAGGAAGUGGCAAACGAAAAAAAGGUAGCAGGGUUGGAAGGAAAAGCAAGCGUAGAGGAAGUGGCAAACGCAAAAAAGGUAGCAUGGUUGGAAAGAAAAGCAAGCGUAGAGGAAGCGGCAAACGCAAAAAAGGUAGCAGGGUUGGAAGGAAAAGCAAGCGUAGAGGAAGCGGCAAACAAAGGAAAGGUAGCAGGGUUGGAAGGAAAAGCAAGCGUAGAGGAAGUGGCAAACGCAAAAAAGGUAGCAGGGUUGGAAGGAAAAGCAGGCGUAGAGGAAGCGGCAAACGAAAGAAAGGUAGCAGGGUUGGAAGGAAAAGCAAGCGUAGAGGAAGCGGCAAACGAAGGAAAGGUAGCAGGGUUGGAAAGAAAAGCAAGCGUAGAGGAAGCGGCAAACGCAAAAAAGGUAGCAGGGUUGGAAGGAAAAGCAAGCGUAGAGGAAGCGGCAAACGAAGGAAAGGUAGCAGGGUUGGAAGGAAAAGCAAGCGUAGAGGAAGCGGCAAACGAAGGAAAGGUAGCAGGGUUGGAAGGAAAAGCAGGCGUAGAGGAAGCAGCAAACGAAGGAAAGGUAGCAGGGUUGGAAGGAAAAGCAGGCGUAGAGGAAGCAGCAAACGAAGGAAAGGUAGCAGGGUUGGAAGGAAAAGCAGGCGUAGAGGAAGCAUCAGACGAAGGAAAGGUAGCAUGGGUGGGAGGCGCAGAGGACUGAUAAUCUGAACCCAGUGACACUGACAAAUCAGCCUUGCACGCUUAAUAAAAAUGUGUUUUGAUAGAGUUAAUAACUUCCCUCUCAGCCAGUUAAAACUUGUAUUGCCUGCAGUUGUAUUGAUACUAAGGAUUCCCAGUCCUCAAAAAUACAGCCAGUGUGUUUUAUUUGGGCUGGAGCAAAAAUGGCAGAAUUCAACUUUAUUUUUCUAGUCCUAAAAUACAUUUCAGAUGACGAGAAGGCAUCAUGCGCCUCUGUACUGCAAUUUAAAUUAAUGUGAAUGGAUGAACGGAAAAGGAAGAAAUGAAAUGUGUACAGUUCAAACAGUCGAUGAGAGCUUAUUUUCAUUUUGUUUGCACAUAUGUCUCUGUACUAUUGUAAAGCAUUGCCAAAACCUCUGCUCUUUCUCAUUAAAGCUUGGCUCAGCAUC